AGAAGGUAGUGGCAGGCAUCACCGUGGAGCAGCUCCGAGAUCCCCGGGAGGCUCGCAGGCGCGCAUCCCGCCAGACCGGGACGUCGCCCCCGCGGACGUCUCGGAGGCGGAAGCGACGCCGGAGGCAGGUGAAGAAACAAAAGAAAAAGGAAGCCAGAUCUUUCCCAAGAUCAAAGAUCAAGGACAUGGCCUCCUCAGGAGUCUACAAACUGGAUGAUGGGAAGCCUUACCUGAGCAACUGCUUUCCAGCCAAAAAUCUGCUUCGGAUGCCAGAGGAAGGCCGAGGACACUGGGUAGUGGCUCGGAAAUGUAGCCUCAAGAAGAAGCCCAGGGGUGUGGUUGAAGCACCACCUGAAGGUCAGGAAAGCCAGAAGGUUUCUUUUGAGGUUAGAGGAAAGAGAGGAUCCCAACAGAAAAACCAAGUGGACACUUCUGGACAUGUUCUGGACCAAGCUUUUCUGCUGAAGCACCACUGUGUGAAGAAUCCGUCAGACCUUUGCAACAUUAACGUGAGCGGCCUGAAGUUCUCCAAGGCUAAGGAAAAGGACUUCAAGCAUUUUAAUUCUGUGAUUUACAUCAAUGCCUCAGAAAACCAGCUGCCUCUAGAGGCAUUUCACACGUUUCCAGUCUUAAAGGAACUGGAGCUCGCAUUUAAUGGCAUCAAAACAGUCUACGUGAAAUAUGGAGACUUUAAGUCCUUGGAAUUCCUGGACCUUUCCUUCAACAACCUGUCUGCGGAGGCCAUCUGUGAUCUGGGGAUUCUGCCACACCUCCGUGUCCUGCUCCUUACAGGCAAUGGGCUCACCUCCCUGCCACCCAGUUUGGCUGUUGCCGAGCAGGAGGCAUCUGUAACAUCACUGACCAGCAAGAGGUACAUCCUGAGGUUCCCGGCGCUGGAGACACUGAUGCUUGAUGACAACAAACUCUCCAACCCAAAUUGCUUUGCCAGCCUGGCCGGGCUCAGGAGACUGAAGAAGUUAAGCCUGGACCAAAACAGGAUUUUCCGGAUCCCGUACCUACAGCAGGUUCAGCUCCGAGAUGGGUCUGGAAACUGGGUUGGAGGCAGGGGGAGUCCCCGGAAAGAGCCCCAAUCCAUGCUGCAGCCCACGCCGUGGAUAUUUGAGCCCUCAGAUGACCAACCGGAUUAUACUGUACUGCCCAUGAAAAAGGAUGUUGACCGGACAGAGGUCGUAUUCUCAUCUUAUCCUGGAUUUUCAACCUCAGAGACGGCCAAGAUAUGUGCACUUCCUCCCAUAUUCGAGAUUCUUCCUGUGAAGUCACUGAAGGCGAGGAACCAGACGCUGGCGCCACCCUUCCCAGAGCUGAGGUACCUUAGCCUGGCCUACAACAAGAUUGCAAAGGAAGAUGCCAUCCUGCCGGUAGCUCUCUUCCCAUCUCUCUGCGAGCUCAUCUUUCAUAACAACCCUCUGGUGGCCCAUACACGGGGGGUCCCUCCACUGCUAAAAAGCUUCCUCCAGGAGUGGCUGGGAAUCCGCUUAAUUCGAAGGAAGAUGGUAAAGGCUAAGCAUCAUAUUUUGAUGCCUCGGAAAGACUCUCGGAAGGUGAAAACCCAAGUCCCAAAGGUGCCAAAGCAGCCUCUGAUUCUCCAUCACCCACCCGUGACCACAAUCAAGCCUUCCUCAAAGGAGAUGCUGGAGUCAGAGGCAGAGCCAACUAAAGAGCUGCCCCCUACCAAAACCGUUUCUGUGGAGCGAGAGAUGCCCAUUGAGGGCCCAGAGGGCCUUCCCCUGUCCCACCGGACCUUCGUGCCACUGCCUCCCAUCUGCUCUGACUCCACUGAGCAUAGUGAAGAGACAUCCCGCUGGAACGUUGCUGCUGGUCGCCUCAGCCCAGACCAGCCAUCAGAUGAGGACACCAAGAGCACAGAGUCCAUCUUCUUGACCCAGGUCAGUGGGCUGUCUUCCUCCAUCUUCCAGAGGGAUGAUUCAGAGAUAAAGGAGGAAGACCAAAGACCACCACCCACAGAACUCAGAGGGGUGAAGAGGACUCAGAAGAAGCUCCCAUCUGCCUCCUUCCCCAGGAAGUGCCAUGGCUACAAGGAGCUGCUGACAGCCAAGCCUGAUCCGGCCUUCACUGAGCCGAAAGGAAUCCAGAAGAAUGCACAGGCCUUGCAGCACAUGUUGAAACACCCACUUGUGUACCGCUCCUGCAAGCCCAGGCUGGACCCUCUUCAGAAACACUAUGUUCCCAAGGAGAAACGGACCCAGAGGAUCCCUAUUCCACCCCCACGGAAGACGCAAGCCCAGCUGCUGGAUGACAUCCUCAUUCGCAUGCGGGACCCCCGGAACAUGACAGAGGCGCCACUAGGAGCUGUCCUGCGCCAGCGGACAGAGCAGCGGCUGGUGAACCAGAAGCAGUACCUGGAGGCCAAAAGGCUGCUGAAGGAGUUUCGUGCACGCUACCGGCGACUGGUGCGCUGCUCGCUGCGGACGGUGUUUGGGGCCACAGCGCCACCCCAGGUCCGCCCAGCACUGAGCGAGGGCCAGCCUAAGUUCGGGCGCUUCCUUGAGUUCAUGGAUGAGUUCUGCCAGGAGCCCACAGCCAGUGACUCGAAAGGCUAGGGCUGUGCACAGGGCCAUGUGCGCCACUCAGCCUGCGCCCCACACCCUCCAUGAAGGCGCCACGCCCUUGACCACUCCUUGGGACAGAUGCGGGCCUCCAAGCUCUGCUCAGCCUCGCUCGCUGGCCGCAGAGAGUGGGGAGCUCAUCAGGACCUCCCCUCCCUGGGCUGGGCUGGGCAGGAACCGGCACCUGGCCCAACAGCAAUAAAGAGUGGGUGC
Molecule: messenger RNA, 2801 nt
Organism: Hippopotamus amphibius kiboko
Lineage: Eukaryota; Metazoa; Chordata; Mammalia; Artiodactyla; Hippopotamidae
Gene: XRRA1
Product: X-ray radiation resistance associated 1
Exons: 19
Coding region: 186-2582 (798 amino acids)
Cellular component (GO): nucleus
Molecular function (GO): protein binding
Source: RefSeq, a predicted model, not a curated record